AUGCAGGCGCGCAAGGACGAGAUUCUCGCCAAAAAGGCAAAGCUUGCAGAACUCAAGCGUCAGCGAGAAUUACGCCAGAAAGAGUUCAGCCAGAAUCGAGCCAGCAUCGGCGACGCUUCAGAGAUCGUAUCCCCCGUGCCGAGUCGAGCGGAUAGCAGAGCAGAGCUUGACAGUCUUAUAUCACGCCUCGUCGACCGACCUUCCUCAUCUUUAUACAAAGACGGAGAUGGCCCCUCACGCAAAGGCAGCCGACCGAACUCGGUGUUGAGUGCAAGCCAACUCAGCGGCGAAAAUGCUGAGGUCUUCACACCACCUGUGCGCAUGCCGUCACAGUCCAUUGCCACACAAACCGAGGCAUCAGGCCCCAUCGUCCCUGAACCCGCGCCAGCGCCAGCCCCUGAACCGAAAAAGGAAACAGUCACGUAUAGUAAAGCGGUGCAGACCGAUGACCUACCAGAAUACUCGUCCAUGACAGCGAAUGGAACGCAUGAUACUGACGAUGGCCCGUCGUCGCCUUCAAGCAAGAGAUUAGGUCGAAAGGAGCGAGAACGUGACGAGGAGAUUCGGGAAAGAAUCCGCCGGGAGAUUGAAGAAGAACUGCAAGCAGCCCAGGAGGAAGCCAAUGGCAAUAAUACAGCAGCAGCAGCGUCUGCUAGUCAGCUCAGAUAUCCGCUUCGCACGUUGAAUGACGAUGAGCUUAACGCCGUCACUUCUUCGGACGAUUUCUUAGACUUUGUUGAAAAAUCGAGCAAGGUCAUUGAGCGUGCUCUGGACGAGGAAUAUGACAUUCUGGCCGACUAUGAACUCGGCGGAGUGAAUGCGGAGGACGAAGAUGAUGAUGAAAACGGGAAUAAGCGAAGAGGCAUCAAGGAAAUCACACAGUUCUACGAUGAGCGAUGGAGUAAGAAGCGAACAAUCAGCGAUUUGAGCUUUUCGCCAAAGUUCCCAGAAUUGGUGCUCGCUGCAUAUACUAAGAACCCAACUGCGCCUCAUGAGCCUGAUGGUCUCCUUCAAGUCUGGAACCAGCACCUUCAUUCCCGUCCAGAAUACGUAUUCCACUCUACAUCAGACAUUCUCACUGCGAAAUUCUCACCUUUUCAUCCGAACCUGAUCGUUGGCGGGACGUAUUCUGGGCAAGUCCUGCUAUGGGACACACGAUCAAAUCGAGCUGGCGGCGGUGCACCAGUCCAGAAGACCCCCCUCACAGGAGCAGGACACACGCAUCCCGUAUAUAGCAUUGCCAUAAUCGGUACACAGAACGCCCACAAUAUCCUAACAGCAUCCACAGACGGCGUUGUCUGCGGCUGGACAGUGGAUAUGCUAUCCCAACCUCAAGAAUACCUCGAAUUAACCACCCCGCCGCCGUCAAGGACAGAAGAUCUCGCCCCAACCACAAUGUCCUUCCCCCAGUCCGACCCGACCUUCUUCCUCGUCGGGACCGAAGAAGGCGGCAUCUACCCAUGCCACCGCUACGACCGAGCCGGCGCCAAAGCCGGCACAGAUCAACGCCUCGCCUACCGCGGCCAUGCAGCACCCGUCAUGUCAACGGCCUUCCACCCAGCCCGUGGCCCCGUAGACUUUGGCGACCUCAUGCUCAGCUCCAGUCUAGACUGGAGCGUCAAGCUCUGGCGUGUCCGCCCACCAGCAACCACCGCCGCAUCAGCCACGGCGGGACUAGGCUCCUCCUCCGCCCCGCAGGUCAUCUCACCACUGCUCGACAUCAACCGUGAAGACGUAGUCUACGACGCGAAAUGGUCCCCCCACCGGCCCGGUGUCUUUGGGCUUGUCGACGGCGCUGGCAACGUCGAAAUAUGGGAUUUGUACAAUGACAUCGAAGUGCCCGCCGUGAAAGCGACGCCGACUCCCGGUCGAGGCGGAGUGGUGACGAGAAGCUUGAAUAAGAUUGCCUGGGAGGAGCGCGAAGGGCGACGCGUGGCUACAGGCGGGUUGGAUGGGGUUGUUACUGUCUUUGAGGUUGGAAAAGCGCUUAGUGGGCCGGUAGAAGAGGUGCCGUCGGAUGAAUGGACGGGCAUGAAGCGGUUGGUGAGUAAAUUAGAGCAGACUGAUCGAGGAAUAUGA
Talaromyces atroroseus is the source of this 2079-nucleotide messenger RNA. RefSeq lists its product as hypothetical. Bases 1 to 2079 code for a protein of 692 amino acids. The record is from RefSeq and is a predicted model, not a curated record. The transcript has 3 exons. Lineage: Eukaryota; Fungi; Ascomycota; Eurotiomycetes; Eurotiales; Trichocomaceae. Gene Ontology annotation, molecular function: dynein heavy chain binding; dynein light chain binding. Gene Ontology annotation, biological process: transport along microtubule. Gene Ontology annotation, cellular component: cytoplasmic dynein complex.